Messenger RNA from Capsella rubella, 3932 nucleotides. RefSeq names its product protein STICHEL-like 1. The transcript is spliced from 6 exons. The coding region runs from base 305 to 3745 and encodes 1146 amino acids. Gene Ontology annotation, molecular function: ATP binding; DNA-directed DNA polymerase activity; DNA binding. The record is from RefSeq and is a predicted model, not a curated record. Lineage: Eukaryota; Viridiplantae; Streptophyta; Magnoliopsida; Brassicales; Brassicaceae. Gene Ontology annotation, cellular component: DNA replication factor C complex; DNA polymerase III complex; nucleus. Gene Ontology annotation, biological process: DNA-templated DNA replication; DNA repair.
UCUCAACAAAUCCCUUUUCUUCUUCACCUCUUCUCUUUACUCUCAUUGUCGCCUUCGCUCUCUCAUAGUCUUUAGUUUCUGAAAAUAGAAGAUUCUUCGUCUUCUUUCUAAAUUCAGGUUUAAGUUUCCCGGCUUAACUUUUGCUAUAAAAAAACCGAGUGAGAAAAGUUCAAUUUUUGUCGUCGUUUUGGGGAAUUUCGAUUGAAAUGUGUCUGAAGCAUAAUACUUGAGAAGACAAAAGAGAGGACCGAAGUAGUCGAAAGAGUGAUUCUUUGUUUGUUGUCUUCUAAAAAGAAAAAAGAAAAUGUCGGGUCUGAAGAUUUCGGAUCCGAGCAAAUUGCAUCUGAAGAAGGAGCUUACUCAAGUCAGGAAAGUUGCCAAGGGUUUACGCGAUCCCGGUACCACUUCCUCUUGGAAAUCUCCUCUUACUUCCUCUAGAUCCCUCGCUGUGCCUGAGCCUCCGCUGGAGACCAAUACCGUCGAGGCUCAGUUGGAUUCUCAGUUUCCCAGUAGUCGAGGUGUUGGGAACGGGAAAGAGAAGGAGAAGAAGGUGUUUUUGUAUAAUUGGAAGGCUCAGAGGACUUCUAGCGACAAGAGUGGCUUUUCUAAAUACAGUGGAGGUGAAGAUGGCACUUCGUGGAUCCAAGCUAGUGUCAAUGGUGAUGAUGAUGAUGAUGUGAGUGAUGCUAGGAACGGUGGAGAUUCGUAUCUUGGGGAUACUCGAUCUGCUUCCAUGGUUUUUAGAUGCAGAGACUCGAAUCUUGUGUCACCUGGUUUUGCAAAGAUCAGAAAGAAUGGUGUUAGCAAGAAGAAAACUAAGAAAUUGGAUUUGAUGUCUCGAUAUCAUCAUCAGUCGAAAGAAUCAAUCUUUGGCGUAAGAAACUCUGCCAAAGCUAGGAAAUUUCCAAGUAAUCUCCACGCAGCGUCAGGUUUAAGUGUGGUGAGAGAUGAAUCUGUUGAGAUGUCUGAUGAAACAGAGGAUUUUAGCAAUUCUGAGAAUCCUCGCAAGAUCACUAAAGUGUCAUCUCCUUUGCUUUCGAAGCUUAAGCACAAUAACUGGUCACACUCCUCUUCGAAGUUCAUGAAGGCUACUAGUAAGAGAGAGGAUUCUUCUCAUACGUGUAACAGUACACCUGCAUUGUCGACUAGCUCAUACAACAUGUAUGCUGUUCGUAAUCCUAGCACAGUUGGAUCUUGGGAGGACGGUGAUGAUGACUUGGAUGAUGAUAACUUUGAUUUUACAGGGAGACAAGGUUGUGGGAUUCCUUUUUAUUGGACCAAGAGGAAUCUGAAACAUAGAGGUGGGUGUAGGAGUUGUUGCUCACCUUCGUUUUCGGAUACUCUUAGAAAGACCGGGAGUAGUAUUUUAUGCGGGAGUCAGCCGGUGUAUCGUAGACAUAGACAUACCUCUGGGAGAUAUAAUAAACAGAAACUUGCUUUAAGAAGUGCAAAGGGUGUUUUGCCUUUGCUCAAAUAUGGUGGUGGUAGUAGAGGAGGGUCAUCUAUUGGAAUUGGGUAUAGUGAUGAUGGUCUUUCUACUGAUUUCGGAGAGCUUGAUUUAGAGGCUCAAAGUAGAUUAGAUGGGAGGAGAUCGUCUACUAGUUGUCGGAGUCUGGAUGGAGGAGGAGAUGGAAGUACACCGGAAAGUAUCCAGAGCUUGAGCCAAAAGUACAAGCCUAUGUUCUUUGAUGAAUUGAUUGGACAGGGUUUAGUUGUUCAAUCUCUAAUGAACGCUGUGAAAAAGGGUAGGAUUGCUCAUGUUUAUCUUUUCCAAGGUCCUAGAGGAACUGGGAAGACAUCUACUGCGAGAAUUCUUUCGGCCGCCCUGAAUUGUGAUCUGGCGACUCAAGACAUGAAACCUUGUGGGUAUUGCAAAGAAUGCAGUGAUUACAUGUUGGGGAAAAGUAGUGAUUUAUUGGAACUUGAUGCUGGUAAGAAGAAUGGAGCUGAGAAAGUUAGUUAUCUUUUGAAAAAACUGCUGGCAUUAGCUCCACAGAGUUCCCCAAGAUUCAAGGUUUUUGUGGUAGAUGAGUGUCAUUUACUACCAUCUAAGACGUGGCUAUCUUUGCUCAAAUUUCUUGAGAACCCUCUGCAGAAAGUUGUCUUCAUAUGUAUAACGACCGACCUUGACAAUGUUCCUCGGACCAUUCAGUCAAGGUGCCAGAAUUACCUCUUCAACAAAGUCAGAGAUGGUGACAUUGUUGUGAGGCUAAGGAAAAUUGCUUCAGAUGAAAAUCUAGAUGUGGAAUUGCAGGCGUUGGACCUGAUUGCUUUGAAUGCUGAUGGCUCGCUUCGAGAUGCUGAAACUAUGUUAGAUCAGUUGAGCUUGAUGGGAAAACGAAUUACCGUUGAUCUUGUAAAUGAGCUUGUGGGUGUUGUUUCAGAUGACAAUUUACUUGAACUUUUGGAAUUAGCAUUGUCAUCAGACACGGCAGAGACAGUUAAGAAAGCUAGAGAGUUACUGGACUCAGGAGCUGACCCAAUACCCAUGAUGUCUCAACUGGCCAGUCUUAUUAUGGAUAUCAUUGCUGGAGCAUACAAGGCCUUGGACGAAAAAUACAGUGAAGCCUUCCUUGAUGGACGGAACUUGACUGAAGCUGAUAUGGAGAGACUAAAACAUGCUUUGAAACUUCUCUCUGAGGCUGAGAAUCAGCUGAGAGUUUCUACUGACCGUUCAACAUGGUUCAUAGCUACCUUGUUGCAGCUUGGUUCGAUGCCUUCUCCUGGAACCACACACACCGGUAGCAGUAGAAGGCUAAGCUCUAGAGCAACUGAAGAUCACCCACCAAGCAUUUCAAGAGAAGUUAUUGCUUACAAGCCGAGAUCAGGCCUUCAAUGUAAAAAUUCAGCAUCCCCAACUUCCAUGAGAAAAAGCGGAAAUCUUGUUUAUGAAGUGAAAUUGUCUUCCUCGUCUAGCGAAGUUUUAGAGAGUGACACUGCCUCGCAUGAUGAUACAACGGCAAGUACCAUGACACUUACGUGCAGAAAUGCAGAGAAACUAAACGAUAUCUGGAUAAAAUGUGUAGACAGAUGUCAUUCAAAGACAUUGAAGCAGCUUCUCUUUGCUCAUGGGAAGCUUUUAUCAAUCAGUGAAGUUGAAGGUAUUCUAGUUGCUUAUAUUGCAUUUGGAGAAAGAGAGAUCAAAGCGAGAGCUGAAAGGUUCUUAAGUAGUGUCACAAACUCAAUUGAAACGGUAUUGCGGCGAAACGUAGAGGUCAGGAUAAUCCUCUUGUCUGAAACUGAGUUACUCAACACCAAGCAGACCAGACAAAUAGCAGUUACAACUAGUUCAGAUACUGAAAGUGGGCAUGAGAUACCAAUGAAGAGGAUUGAAGCAAUCAUCCAAGAACAGAGAUCAGAAACUGAGUGGUUACAGAAGACUCCUGGUUCCCAAGGCCGGUUAAAACCCGAGAGGAAUCAAGUUCUACCUCAAGAAGACACCAAUGGAGUUAAAGUUUUAAAGAUUUGUGAAAUGGGUGAGUUUCAAGAGAAUCACGCUGGCAAAAGAAUGGAGCAUUGUCCUGUUUCUCCGAGCUUACUACACAACAGCAACUUCACAAACAACAAAGACAAUUUAGGAUAUGAAUCAGAAACAGGGAGAGGAGUUUGCAGUCUGCUUUUCUGUUGGAACACACAAAAGUCUCCAAGAAGAAGCAAAAUCAAAGGGACUCCUGUGCGAUCACGACGAAGAAGUCGAGAAAGACGUUUCUCCUUGUUCAGUGGAUGUGCUAGGCCGAGGAAGUAAUAACUAAAAACAAUAAAGGUUACUGUGUGAUAUUUACUGUCUAUUGAGGAAAGUAGGAAAGUUAAAAGUAAUUAUAAAUGCUAAAAUUGAAUUUGAUACGCAAAUAAGUAAUUGAUAAAGAUAUGUAAUUUUUUUCUUCUAAAGUACUCAAAUUUGAUAGGAAAAAAAGUUACUGUUUUAUAUUGCA